Cyclocybe aegerita is the source of this 1308-nucleotide messenger RNA. The record is from the annotation of a GenBank genome assembly. Lineage: Eukaryota; Fungi; Basidiomycota; Agaricomycetes; Agaricales; Hemipholiotaceae.
AUGUCAGUCGCCGCCCUUCCUUCACUUGAAUCACUGCAUAGACGUUGCGCAAAGCGCACAAGAGACAUAUUUGCCUCUGAAUCAGGCGAUCUACUUCAGGAGGACGAGUCGAGUUCACGAGUUCGCCUUGCCAUUAAAAUCCGUGAUGAAUACCGUGACUACAAAGAACUUCCACCUGCUUUGCUGUCCCAACAGGGUCCUGUGGGGCCCUCGAAACCAGGCGGUCCGUCGCGAAAAAUGAUAACAGCAGGGGAAACCAACGACACCCGCAUCAUUGCAACCAUCGACAAAACUCCUGUAUCCCAACCAUCUACUUUCUCUUCAAACACGAAUCUUUCGCAAGCUCUUGCACUACACAAAACGACGCGCACGGUGAAACCAACGUACCAUCCUCCUUGGAAGCUCGUGCGCGUCAUCUCAGGGCACCUGGGCUGGGUUCGGAGUGUUGCUGUUGAGCCGGGGAACAAGUGGUUUGCAACGGGUGCUGGCGAUCGAGUGGUGAAGAUAUGGGAUUUGGCGAGUGGGGAGCUGAAACUGUCGUUGACGGGGCAUAUCUCGACGGUCAGAGGGUUGGCAGUCUCGGCGCGUCAUCCAUACCUGUUUUCGUGCGGAGAGGACAAGAUGGUGAAAUGCUGGGACCUCGAGUCGAACAAAGUCAUCCGGCACUACCACGGGCACCUCUCCGGCGUGUACGCCCUCUCGCUGCAUCCGACUCUCGACAUCCUCGUCACUGCUGGUCGCGACGCCUCCGCCCGGGUCUGGGACAUGCGUACCAAGGCACCCAUCCACGUCCUUGCAGGACACACUGGCACCGUCGCCACCGUUCAGUGCCAGGACUCGGAGCCGCAGGUGAUUACCGGGUCGAUGGAUUCGACUGUGCGGCUGUGGGAUCUGGCUGCAGGCAAGACGCGGGUGACGCUGACGCACCACAAGAAGAGCGUGCGGGCCGUGGUGGUGCAUCCGACAGAGUACUCGUUUGCGUCAGCGUCGGCGGGCGGGAAUGGGAUCAAGAAGUGGAAGUGCCCCGAUGGAAACUUUGUGUUCAACUUCAGCGGGCAGGAGGCCAUUGUGAACACGUUAGCGGUCAACUCGGAGGGAGUGUUUUUCUCUGGAGGCGACAAUGGCACAUUGACAUUCUGGGACUAUGCGACGGGCACACCAUUCCAAAACAUGGAAGACGUACCGCAACCCGGCUCGCUCGAAGCAGAAGCAGGCGUUUUCUGCUCUACCUUCGACCAGACCGGAACGCGUCUCAUUACGGGCGGCGCUGACAAGACUAUCAAGGUCUACGCGGAGCAAACUCAAUGA